ACCUCGAGCCCCCGUCGAACUGACACCACUAUGAUGCACUACCACUAUGCUACAAGCAUCUCCGCCCUUCCACGCUUCUACUCGUCUUCUUCCACGGCUUCCACUGUCUGCUGACAUUCCAUUUCCUCCCCCAGUACCAGCCUAACCCAGCACGCACCAAGCCCAGGUAACCAACACACGCAAAGCCGCAUGAACACCACUCCUCUCUCUCCUCUUCUCCGUCGCGUCAGAGAUCAGGAGAGACAAGAGGAAAGAACCCCUUGUUUGAUCAAGAACCGUCGAGGUGAACAGAAAGGUGCAACUUUUCAGUUUGCUUCGAUUCGAUCAGCUGCAAGAACCAGUUGAAGCAAGCAGCGGAGGGAGGAAGGGAGCGGAAAGAGAGGAAGAGCAACUCGGCGGUGGUUGCCUUCGGGGAGCAAACCACGGCGACGCCGACGCCGAGAGGUCACCCCUCCCCCGACGCCCCGACGGCACGGCCACCGAGGCGGCAUCAUCGCGAUGGGUUCUCUAGCGCUGAGGCGUAACCCACCGCCGCCCCUCUCCAAGUCACCAGGGUCUCUGCUGCUGCUCUCCAAGUCGCUCACCCUCUACUGUUGAGCCCCAUUUCUUGGCCCAUGGGCGCCGUGGCCUCGUCGACGGGAGGGGGACGGGGAGGUGAGGGGACGGUGCUGGGGGAUUUGCCGGAGAGCUGCGUCGCGGAGGUGCUGCUCAGGCUGGACCCGCCGGAGAUCUGCCGGAUGGCGCGGCUCAGCCGCACGUUCCGUGGCGCCGCGUCCGGAGACGGCGUCUGGGAAUCCAAGCUGCCGAGGAACUACGCGCGCCUCCUAGCCGUCGCCGCGGCCGGCGACGGGGAAGAGCGGCAGGCCGCCGUGGCGCGGGAGGCGGAGGCGCUGCCCAAGAAGGAGGUGUACGCGCGGCUCUGCCGCCGGAACCGCUUCGAUGGCGGCAAAAAGGAGUUCUGGCUGGACAAGGGCGGUGGAGGUGUCUGCAUGUCAAUCUCUUCAAGGGUACUUUCAAUAACGGGCAUUGAUGACAGAAGAUAUUGGAACUUCAUUCCAAAUGAUGAAUCGAGGUUUCAUGCAGUUGCUUAUCUGUCACAAAUUUGGUGGUUUGAAGUCACAGGGGAGGCUGAAUUCUUUUUCCCAGAAGGUACAUACAGCCUAUUUUUCCGGGUCCAUCUAGGCAGACCAAUCAAGCGGCUCGGACGAUGGGUUUAUAGCUCAGAGCACAUCCACGGCUGGGAUAUAAAGCCAGUGCGCUUCCAAAUGUCAACUUCUGACGGGCAGCAUGCUCAGUCGAAGUGUUAUUUAGCCAAUUCUGGUGUCUGGAUCAAUCACCAUGUUGGUGAUUUCGUCGUGAAGGAUUCAAAUGAACCGAUAAACAUCCGGUUUGCUAUGGUUCAGAUAGAUUGCACACACACAAAAGGAGGUGUCUGCGUUGAUUCAGUGGUAGUGAAACCGCAAUACCUCACGCAGAUAAAAGCACCUCGGAAUUAUGUCUAGAUUCGUCGAACAAGUGUUGUUGAUAUCUUAAAGAGAUUUGCUCCAUAGUUUUUUCUUUCUACAGAAGUGAAGUGUGGUUCCAUUUACAAAGUAUUUUCCAGUCCUGUAAUGUAACUGAAGGGGUAAGUGAUUUUUAAUUCCUCUUGUCCCUCUAUGAACAUGCUGCACCUCUGUAAAUUGCCCAUUUUGAACUUUGAAAUGUAUAUCUGGUGUCUUCUGCAGAA
Phragmites australis (common reed) is the source of this 1726-nucleotide messenger RNA. RefSeq names its product F-box protein PP2-A13-like. Gene Ontology annotation, molecular function: protein binding. The coding region runs from base 615 to 1502 and encodes 295 amino acids. Lineage: Eukaryota; Viridiplantae; Streptophyta; Magnoliopsida; Poales; Poaceae. The record is from RefSeq and is a predicted model, not a curated record. The transcript is spliced from 3 exons.